Molecule: messenger RNA, 1869 nt
Organism: Oreochromis niloticus (Nile tilapia)
Lineage: Eukaryota; Metazoa; Chordata; Actinopteri; Cichliformes; Cichlidae
Product: C-type mannose receptor 2-like
Exons: 4
Coding region: 883-1869 (328 amino acids)
Source: RefSeq, a predicted model, not a curated record
CACAGGGUGGUGAUGUGUGUUGGUGUACCUCUGCUGUCAUAGCCCUACUCUGCACCCCCCACAUCAAGAAAAUGUUAAACAAACAAGGAAGUCAUUUUUAGAAAUUAGAAUAAAACUUCCUGUUUCUGCUUGCUGGACAGUCCACAGGUGUGGUGUUUUCUGUCCAUUUUCCACAGCUUAAUGUAAACAAGUCAAUUCAUAAGCCAUAUCUACACUGUGUCUUUGUGUCAGGGGGGAAAUUUGUAUCUUAAUAUUCAAAUGCUGAGUACAAAGAGAGUGUGUGUUAGUACAGAUCAUUAUUUACUGCAGAGCUGUCUGCAUGAACACCAGAGAAGAACCAGAUUCAAACCUGCAGGCUCAUUUCAUGUCUGUGUACAGAGGUGCUGUGUGGACCACAUUUGAACUGUUGCUUUUGUCUUCAUGGACAAUUUUAAAUAGAUGAUCAUUUAUUAAGAAUAAUCAUAUAUUUCUUACAGCAGUGUGUGAUAAACUAGAUAUCUGUGUUUAAUAUAAAGUGCUGCGUGUCCAUCAAACAGUGAAGAGCUGCUGGAUUCAUUGUUUCCUCCAAAUGAAAGAAAAGUCAUUUUCCUGUGACAGAGCGACGAUGCAGUGGAGUCUGUUUCUGCUUCUUCUGAUGCGUGAGUGAUCAUUUUACCAGGGCUCCUGAUUGUUUCCACCUAAAAUCCUUUAGUUUGAUCAGGACUCAUUAAACAAAUGAACUCUGACUGAGAAAAUCAAGGAUUCACCUGUAAACUGGACAGUUUGAUGGGAACAUGAGUUUCCUGCUUGUAUCAGCAGAUAUUCAACAGUAUUUCUUCUGUUUUAGGUCAGUGUGUCUUCAUCACAUGUCACCUGUAUGAGUACCACUUUAUUAAAGAAGAGAUGAGCUGGGAUGAAGCACGGGCAUACUGCAGAGAGAACUACACAGACCUGGCCAAAGUGUUUGACCUGACAGACAUGAGAAGACUUCAAGACUCUGCACAGAAUCAAACAGAAGCCUGGAUUGGACUGUACAGCGAGCCAGGAAGAGACAACAGGAGGUGGCACUGGUCUCUGCCGGGGAAGGAAUACACUGAAAAUAAGACCUGUUGGACAGCUGGAGAACCUAAUGAUGGAGCAUAUCCGGAGAACUGUGUGAGGACAGGAGACAAGUGGGAAGAUGAACCAUGUAGUCGCACGCAUCCGUUCAUCUGUUAUGACAAAACAUUGAAAGACAAUAAAACCUUUCAUUUGAAUGAGACGUCUGUGAACUGGACUCAGGCUCAGAACUACUGCAGACAGCAUCACACCGACCUGGCCAGUGGACUCGAUCAGAUAUACAGUGAAGAGUUUAAGAAGCUACAGAAGUCUAAAGACCCUAAGGUGAACUUGUGGAUCGGCCUGUUCAGAGACAGCUGGAGGUGGUCAGAUGGGAGUAACUUCUCUUUCAGAUACUGGGACAUGGACUCAUUUAAUGAUGGACUAAACAACAGGACAUGUGCUACGACUCUGUUAGAGAGAUCAGGAAGAUGGAGCUCUGCUGGAUGUGACCAAAGAAAGCCUUUCUUCUGCUAUGAUGAUAACAUGAUCCUGAUCCAUGAAGAGAAAACUUGGGAGGAAGCCCUUUAUUACUGCAGAGAGAAACACCAUGACCUGGUUUCCAUCACCAACCUGCAUGAGCAGCAGUGGUUUCAGGAAAAUGCCAGAAACGCCUCCACUCCUUUUGUCUGGCUGGGGCUGCGCUACACCUGCACUCUGGGCUUCUGGUUCUGGGUCACUGAUGAUGUCAUUGGAUAUAAUAACUGGGACUCUAAAAGCACAGAUGAUGUCUGUGGCAUGUCUGGAGCCAUAAAUAGAUCAGGAGAGCAGAAGUGUCUCCACUUUCCCUGA